AUGGCCACAAAACAACGCAUGGUCAAACUCUCCCUCUUUGCCCGGCGCAAGCAUCAUCUCUCUGAAGACGAGUUUCAGGAGUACUGGUCGGGCACGCACAAGGCCCUGGCGACAGAGUGGCUGGCCAAGUAUGGUAUUGUCAGGUACACCCAGUCGACUCAUCACCCGCACUUCAUGAAACAGUAUCACACCCCUUCAAAACUCGUUUCCUCGGCCUUGGCAGGCUUCCCCGUGCUGAAAAAUGCAAAGAAACUCGACUUCGACGGUGUCGGCGAGUUUCUCAUGCCCGACGUUUCGUGUUUCCAGCGGGCGCGCGAGGACCCGUAUUACACCGAGGUCAUCGCGCCGGAUGAGGAUAAGUUGUUUGACUGGGGCUCGGUUGAAUGGACUGUCGGUUGGGAGGAGGUAUAUAUUAAGGACGGGAAGGUUGUGGAUUUGCCAUUUGGGGAUAAUGCUGAGGAGAUGGCGAAAUAA
This is a messenger RNA of Cladophialophora psammophila CBS 110553, 474 nucleotides long. RefSeq lists its product as uncharacterized. Gene Ontology annotation, molecular function: oxidoreductase activity. The transcript is spliced from 2 exons. Lineage: Eukaryota; Fungi; Ascomycota; Eurotiomycetes; Chaetothyriales; Herpotrichiellaceae. The record is from RefSeq and is a predicted model, not a curated record. Bases 1 to 474 code for a protein of 157 amino acids.